Malania oleifera is the source of this 2612-nucleotide messenger RNA. RefSeq names its product calcium-dependent protein kinase 28-like. Gene Ontology annotation, biological process: intracellular signal transduction; peptidyl-serine phosphorylation; protein autophosphorylation. Bases 476 to 2170 code for a protein of 564 amino acids. The record is from RefSeq and is a predicted model, not a curated record. NCBI's taxonomy places the organism in Eukaryota, Viridiplantae, Streptophyta, Magnoliopsida, Santalales, Ximeniaceae. Gene Ontology annotation, molecular function: calcium-dependent protein serine/threonine kinase activity; calcium ion binding; calcium/calmodulin-dependent protein kinase activity. Gene Ontology annotation, cellular component: nucleus; cytoplasm. The transcript is spliced from 12 exons.
UUAAAAGCACUUGUGACCUUAAUAGCUUCUUUAACAAAAUAACAAAAAAUUACUAGGAAAAAAAAACCCAACAAAAUAAGAAGAAGAAGUAAAAGGAGAAAGAAAGGGUUGCAGGGAAAAAGCAAACGAAAUCAGAUUUACGAAGGAAAUACAAAAUCACACGACUUAAAAAAUUUUGUCCAUACAAGAAAUCGAAAGAGGCGAGAGGAGAGCAGCGGGCGCGGCCCCUUCCGCCUUCUCUCUUUCUCUUCGCCAAUUCUUCAAAAGUCUCUUUUUUGACCAGCACCACCUUCUCUCCUUCUUCCCAUCUUCCUCUUAUCUGCUUCAAAACUUCCCCAAUUCAAUCUCCUCAUCUUCUCCAGCUGUCUCUGCCAUCUCUGUUGUAUGAUCGAUUUGCUGCUAUAUAUUGAAUUGAAUUUUGUGAUGCUCUUGAUCCGUCGAAGCUUUUUCUGAACUCAUUCUCCUGUAAAUUAUAAUGGGUGCCUGCCUUUCCGCCACCAAGGUCAGUGGCUCGAACAGUAACAGCACCGUCACCACCAACACCACCGUCUUCAACCACCACCGGAAAGAGACCACCAGGAGCACGCGAGAGACGAUCCAUCUACAUCGCCCCCAUUGUAAUAAUCAACAGAAGGCGAGCGAUGGGACCCAGAACCGAUCCGAGAAUCAGCGGCAGGGGAGGCUCAAGGACAAGCGUAAUUCGCGACGGCAGGGUGGGGUAAUCCCCUGCGGGAAGCGCACGGAUUUCGGGUACGCCAAAGACUUUGACAGGCGGUAUACGAUCGGGAAGUUGCUAGGGCACGGACAGUUUGGGUACACGUACGUCGCCACCGAUAAGGUUAAUGGGGAUCGAGUUGCCGUCAAGAGAAUUGAGAAGAACAAGAUGGUUCUUCCUAUUGCUGUUGAGGAUGUUAAACGAGAGGUGAAGAUAUUGGGUGAAUUGGCAGGCCAUGAAAAUGUCGUUCAAUUUUAUGAUGCAUUUGAGGAUGACUCUUAUGUUUAUAUAGUAAUGGAGUUAUGUGAGGGCGGGGAAUUGCUGGAUCGAAUAUUGGGCAAAAAGGACAGUCGUUAUUCUGAGAAAGAUGCAGCCAUAGUUGUGCGGCAGAUGCUUAAGGUUGCAGCAAAAUGUCAUUUACAUGGUUUGGUACACCGUGACAUGAAACCAGAGAAUUUUCUUUUCAAAUCAGCCAAAGAGGAUUCACCGCUGAAGGCCACAGAUUUUGGUCUGUCAGACUUCAUAAAACCAGGGAAAAGAUUUCAUGAUAUUGUUGGCAGUGCCUAUUAUGUUGCCCCUGAAGUAUUGAAACGCAAGUCAGGACCCGAAUCAGAUGUUUGGAGUAUUGGUGUGAUAACUUAUAUUUUGCUUUGUGGGAGGCGUCCAUUCUGGGAUAAGACUGAGGAUGGCAUAUUUAAGGAGGUCUUGAGGAACAAGCCUGAUUUUCGACGCAAACCAUGGCCGACCAUAAGCAAUGGUGCUAUAGACUUUGUAAAGAAGUUACUUGUGAAGGAUCCUCGUGCAAGACUUACAGCUGCUCAGGCCUUAUCACAUCCAUGGGUUAGAGAAGGGGGAGAAGCCUCAGAGAUUCCUCUAGAUAUAUCUGUUCUAUCUAACAUGCGGCAAUUUGUGAAGUACAGUCGAUUAAAACAAUUUGCUCUGAGGGCGUUGGCUAGCACAAUUGAUGAAGAGGAGUUGGCUGAUCUGCGGGAUCAGUUUGAUGCAAUUGAUGUGGACAAGAGCGGCUCUAUUAGUCUUGAAGAAAUGAGACAAGCCCUUGCUAAAGAUCUACCUUGGAAAGUGAAAGAAUCACGUGUUCUGGAGAUCCUUCAAGCCAUUGACAGCAACACAGAUGGGCUUGUUGAUUUUAACGAGUUCGCUGCAGCUGCUCUGCAUGUGCAUCAGUUGGAGGAGCACGACUCUGACAAGUGGCAGCAGCGGUCACAGGCUGCUUUUGAGAAGUUUGACGUCGAUAAAGAUGGAUUCAUAACUGCAGAGGAACUUAAAAUGCACACGGGCUUAAGAGGCUCGAUUGACCCACUUCUAGAGGAGGCUGAUAUUGACAAAGAUGGCAAGAUAAGCCUAGCAGAAUUCCGCAGGCUUUUAAGAACUGCAAGCAUUAGUUCACGAAAUGCACCUAGCCCAUCUGGUCAUCGCAAUCCUCGGAAGUUGUAGAUUAGAAUGGAAUUGUAGAUUAGAAUGGGUAUUUUGAAGAUUUUGAGAAGAUAUGAGAGAGGUGCAACUCCCUUUUUCAGAUUUUAGACUGGAAGAUUGUACUCAGCCCUACAUGAACCCUCGUCUGCUUCCGUCUCUAUCCCAUUAUAAGGACCUGUUUGGAAACUCUAGCAUUUGUUGAUGGGAAUUCACAAAAGGUUUGUGAAGAUAUCAUAAGCAUAUUUUCAAUGUAGUUGGUGUGGUUCUGCAUAGGAUGUGGCGCUGGUAGAACGUUGUAGUGUACAUCUUGAAGAGUUAGGGUUUCUUUGGUUGUGUGGAGAGGAGUGGGGGCGCAAAAUGUAAUCAGUGAUAUGUGACAUUGUGACAAUAAAUAAGCAACCAAGGUGUAGUACAAUUUAUCCAUUUUGUUUUCAUAAUUUGAAUUUCAAAGUUACAUCUUCAA